GCGGACGGCAGCAGACGACAGCAGGGUUUGCUGGUGCUGGUCGAGCACAUCCAACUUGGAACUGUCCACCGGCGCGAGCUCCUGAACAUGAGCCUCCUGUCUUUCUACCUGCUCGGAUUGCUCCUUGGUAGCGGGCAAGCUCUACUUCAGGUUACAAUUUCACUCAGCAAAGUUGAGCUCAGUGUGGGUGAAUCCAAGUUCUUCACAUGCACAGCCAUUGGUGAGCCUGACAACAUAGACUGGUACAAUCCCCAAGGAGAGAAGAUCGUUUCUAGUCAAAGAGUGGUUGUUCAGAAAGAAGGUGUUCGAUCACGUCUAACCAUUUAUAAUGCAGAUAUAGAGGAUGCUGGCAUAUAUCGGUGUCAAGCAACAGAUGCUAAAGGACAAACUCAGGAAGCUACUGUUGUUUUGGAAAUUUAUCAGAAGCUCACUUUCCGAGACAUAAUAUCUCCACAAGAGUUCAGGCAGGGGGAAGAUGCAGAAGUUGUUUGUCGUGUUACCAGCUCACCUGCUCCCAUUGUCAGCUGGUUGUAUCGGAAUGAAGAAGUCACAGCUACUGCUGACAAUCGAUUUGCAAUACUAGCAAACAAUAAUCUCCAAAUUCUUAACAUCAAUAAAAGUGAUGAAGGAGUAUACAGAUGUGAAGGAAGAGUGGAAGCCAGAGGAGAAAUUGACUUUCGGGACAUAAUUGUUAUUGUGAAUGUUCCCCCUGUGAUUAUUCUGCUACAGAAAACCUUUAAUGCCACUGCAGAUCGAGGAGAGGCAUUAACUUUGUUUUGCAGAGCCACUGGAUCACCUCCACCUGAAAUCAGUUGGCAUAGGAAUGGUAAAGUUAUUGAAGAAAAUGAAAAAUAUAUGCUGAGAGGACGCAAUACAGAACUAACAAUAAGAGAUAUAAAAAACAUUGAUGCAGGGCCUUAUAUCUGUAAUGCUAAAAACAAAGCAGGAAUUGAUAAAAAGCAGACAUUCCUUCAAGUUUUUGUACAGCCUCAAAUAAUACAACUUAAAAAUGAAACCACUUUUGAGAAUGGGAAAGCCACCCUCAUCUGUGAAGCAGAAGGAGAGCCUAUCCCAGAGAUUACUUGGAAAAGGGCCAUUGAUGGAAUGACUUUUUCUGAAGGUGACAAGAGCCCAGAUGGCCGUAUAGAAGUCAAAGGGCAGCAUGGAAAAUCGUCACUGCAUAUUAAAGAUGUGAAGUUGUCAGAUUCAGGGAGAUAUGACUGUGAAGCUGCAAGUAGAAUUGGUGGGCACCAAAAGAGCAUGUACCUUGAUAUUGAAUAUGCUCCAACAUUUGUGUCAAAUCAAACUAUGUAUUACUCUUGGGAAGGCAAUCCCAUCAAUAUCACCUGUGAAGUGCUAGCAAAUCCAUCUGCUUCAGUUCAGUGGAGAAGAGGAAAACUGGUUUUACCAGUUAAAAAUACAACACAUCUGAAGACCUACAGCACAGGAAGAAAGCUGAUUCUAGAGAUUGCUCCCACAUCUGAUAGUGAUUUUGGACGAUAUAAUUGUACAGCCACAAACAGAAUAGGAUCGAGAUACCAGGAAUAUACCCUUGGUCAAGCUGAUGUACCUUCAAAUCCUUAUGGAGUCCGAGUUUUAGAGUUGUCACAAACCGCUGCCAAAAUUACAUUCAAUAAGCCAGAUUCACAUGGAGGUGUGCCCAUUCAUCAUUACCAAGUGGAUGUAAAGGAGAUAUCUUCAGACACCUGGAAAAUAGUUCGCUCCCAUGGAGUUCAAACAAUGGUCGUUCUCAGCAAUUUGGAGCCAAAUACCACAUACGAAAUCAAAGUAGCUGCUGUAAAUGGAAAAGGGCAAGGAGAGUAUAGUAAAAUAGAGAUCUUCCAGACCUUACCUGUCCGGGAACCAAGCCCCCCUUCAAUUCAUGGACAACCAGGAAGUGGAAAAAGUUUUAAACUUAGCAUAACUAAACAAGAUGAUGGAGGUGCUCCCAUUUUGGAAUAUAUUGUCAAGUACAGAAGUAAAGAUAAAGAAGACCAGUGGCUAGAAAAAAAAGUGCAGGGUAACAGAGAUCACAUCAUCUUAGAACACCUUCAAUGGACCAUGGGUUAUGAAGUACAAAUUACUGCUGCAAACAGACUGGGUUAUUCUGAACCAACGUUGUAUGAAUUCAGCAUGCCACCAAAGCCCAACAUUAUUACAGACACCCUUUUUAAUGGUCUUGGACUUGGUGCUGUCAUCGGCCUGGGAGUGGCAGUCCUGUUGUUAAUCCUGGUUGUGACUGAUGUUAGCUGCUUCUUUGUACGACAAUGUGGACUGUUGAUGUGCAUCACCAGGAGGAUUUGUGGGAAAAAGAGUGGGUCAAGUGGAAAAAAUAAAGAAUUGGAAGAAGGAAAGGCUGCUUACUUGAAAGAUGGAUCAAAAGAGCCCAUAGUGGAAAUGAGAACAGAGGAUGAAAGAAAUACCAAUCAUGAAGAUGGAAGUCCAGUAAAUGAGCCAAAUGAGACAACUCCACUCACAGAACCUGAGAAGCUGCCACUAAAGGAGGAAAAUGUGAAAGAAGCUUUAAGUCCAGAAACCAUAGAAAUCAAAGUUGCUAAUGACAUCAUCCCAGCAAAAGAAGAUGAUAACAAAGCAUAAUAAGAUAAACUACAGUUGUCUGGAUAAUGCAUUUGGAUUGACGUAACCGCGUGACCAAAACUUUACAUCUGACCUUAAUUUCUUGGGAAACUUAAGCUUGGAAUACUUAGUACCUGUGUGCAUAUGAUGAAAUGGUUUUUGUCUACAGUUCUUUUCUAUAUUUUUGUUAAUGGUUUUAGUAUGUAGUUUUGCUGACACCAAGUCCCAUGGUAUAAAUUUGAAAACUCUGCAGAAUAAGGACUGUAAGUUAUUACAUGACAAAGUUUGUCUAUUUAGAAUAGUUACAAAGUGUCUCUAACAACAAACAACAUAUCAGGUCUCUCAAGAUCUUACAGUGCAGGCUACGUACAUAAAGUGGCAUAUACUACUGCAUUGUUUCUCUUUAUAAUCAAACAAAAGUUUAGAUUGUUUAAAACAAACCAGAACAAAACCAAGAAACAAGCCAAUCUCAGUAGAAUGUUGCCUGAGAAACUCAAUAGUAAUUCCAACUGUGGCUAUAACUUGAAACAUACAAAGACAAAAAAGGGUAAAAAAGACACCUUUUGACAUAGAGCCCACUCCACUUGCAGUUUCACCUGCGUUCUUAGGUAAAAUAAAAAUUGAUAACCAUGAUGUACAGAUUUAAAUAAAUUGUCUGAAUAUUUCAUAGCAGUAUAUAUGGCCUCACUCUAGCUCAGUGAGUGUGAUUCAGAAAGCCUCCAGGAUUUUCAGUGCUUCAGAUUUUCAGUGUGAAAGUUUUGGAGAUUGUAUAUGAACUAAAGUGCAGUAAAAGUGUGAAAAGACAAUCGUAAUCUUGGCUUCAAAUGAGAUCUUGCAAUUAACAGAAGCUCAAAUUAUUUGUCCCAGCAUAUUUAUACAUAUAAGAUAUUUGUUCUCCUUUUAGUUCCAAUAAUUCAGUCAAGGAAAAAAAAUGCAUUUUAGUGUAGUAGAUUUUCUCCACAAAUCAGUACAUGAAAUAUUAAAAGCUGACAUUAUUAAAGUAGCACUUACUCCAUGCCAUUUGUCUUAACAAUAAACUCAUUUGAAUAGAUGGAAAUGAUGAUUUUGGCUGAAUAGUUAUGAACAGUUUUAAAUUAUUAAUUAACAUUAUCUUGUAAUAGACCAAAUAUAUUCUUUUCUUGUCGAGCUUUCCUUAAGAUAAUCCUUUUUACUAUUCUGGUUAACAUGCACCACUCUGAAAUGGGACUAAUUUAUUUGAUGCAAAAUUUAUUAUGAUUGAUUUAAUCAUCCAGCUAAUUGGAGUAAUAUAUUUUGUUUCCAUUCCAGUAUAAUUUGUCCAUACUUACCACAUUUCUUCAAAGUCUUGCUUUGGAAGAAGUAUAUAAACUAGACAGUAAACUAGAGUGGAAAAUUCUGCUUGUCAGCAGUACGUUGUGGAGUAUCUUGUGGGUGUCAGUUUCUUCUCCCUAGUAAUAAGUGAUAAUACUAGAGGAAAUGGCCUCAAGUUGCACCAUGAGAGCUUUAGGCUGGAUGUUAAAAGAGACUUCUUCACUGAAAGGAUUCUCAAACACUGGAAGGGGUCCCAAGAGAGGGAGCUGGUUGAAUAACCAUCCCUGGAGGUGUUUAAAAGGCACAUAGAUGUGGUGCUAAGGAAAGUGGUUUAGCACCAGGCUUGAUAGAAUUGGGUAAUAGUUGUACUUGAUGACUUUAAAGAUCUUUUACAACUAAAAUGAUUCUCUGAUUCUGAUUUUGCAUAUCUAAGUCAUAGCUGAGGUUUAAUUGUAGCUUUACUCAGCAAAUGACAUCCUCUCCACACUAUGUCUGAAAUUUACCCAUCUCUGAAGUGCUUAUACUUCCCAGUUUCUCAGAGGAUGUCAUCAACCCUUAGCUGAUAUUUUGUUCUCAUCAGAAAGUGUUUGAUUUCUAUGCAUAAAACUGAAAGUGAAAUGUAAAAGGCUGUCAUUACGUUUGAGGAAAACAGCAGAUGAUAAAGGAUAUAUUUAAUUCAUAGAUCUUUCUUAUUUUUCAAAACCAAAUCACUUUAUGGUUUGGGGGUGGGUUUUUUUGGGUGGUUGUUUUUGAUUGGUUUUUGUUUUUUCAACUUUUCCUUAAUUUUGGAAAUACCUACAAUGAACAAAGUAGUUGGAAGACAGAAGUUGGUGUGGUUAGGGUAAGAGGCCAAGUUCCCACAGAACCAUUACCAAAGGGAAAGGAAUGGGUAAGAAGACAUAGCAAAGUGGGAUGAAAGCCGUGAAGGACACUCAUUUAAAACUUCUGAAAAAAAAAAAAUCUUUAAAUGCUAAGGUACUGCUUUUGGGUGAAGAAAAGAUGCAGACAUGUUCUCUCACUGUUGCUCCCAUGUACUGAGCAGGCAGUACUACCAAACAGUCACUUGUCCAUUAAAUUUCUGUCCUAUUUCAUGAUACACAGUGUGCUGGACUGCCCUUUAACCUAUAAUUAAGAGAAUGAGUUGUGUCACUUACAUGUAUGAAUGUAUAUUUUUUUGCUGUGAAGUAUGUAUCUGUAGCUGUGCUUUCUCCAUCUGCCACAAUGCAGGGAAUGGAGCUGGAAAACUCCUGCAGUUGAAAGUAAUGUGAUUGAUGUGGCUUAAAGAUCCACAGCCCCAUCAUCUCAUUCAGUAUUUUUACCAGGAUGCAGAUUUAGGAAACAUUGCUGCAGAUGUAGGAAACAUUUGCUCCUACCUGUCAUCACAAAGUUAGGUGGUGCCAUGAGCAUUCACAUAACUCCAACUUCACUAGGCAGAUGAUGCUUUUGCUGAAGCCAGAACAAUCAUUUGCACAAAAAGGGUCCUAUACAAUGUGGCAGAGCUAACAGUGUCCAGGCUCAACUGUAGAGGCAUUUCAAAUUGUAAUACUUCUUACCAAGUCUUGCACAAAAACACUUCAGGACUUAUAGCUCUAUUUUCAUUGUUGCUGUUGCUUGUUUUUUCUUUGAUUAGUUGACUUUUUUCCUCCUAGCCUCUAAUUACAAUAUAAAGACAUUGGAGAAUUUAAGAGGUCUUGUCAGCACAUAUAUUAUUAAUAUCUCUUUGCUACUCUUUAUCAGUAAAAUAUACCUCAAAAUUAUGUUGAUAUUUGAAGCAAAAGCAUUUCCUACUGUAUUUGAUUACAUAUUUCCAGGAGUAUUUGUUUUCUUCCUACCGUUAAUCUGUUGCCAGUUGGGCUAUGUGAGGGCUGAGAAACACACAGUUCUAAAUUACUUAUGGCCUGUUCCAAGCAUACCUUUUGGUCUGUGUGUUAAUAGGUAAUCUUUUGGGCUUUGACUCUGUGAUGAGCAGGAGAAAGCCAAAACGUAGCUAUGAAAAAAUGCUUAAUAACAUUGAUAGUUGCAAAUAUUUCCAAAUGAGGGACGGCAUAUAGUAAUUUGUAAGCUAUGUGUAGAACUGGAAUAACACAAUUUCUUUCUUUUCUUUUCUUAUUCUAGACUAAAAAGGAAAAAAAAAACAAGUAUCUGUAUAAAUGUCACUUUUACUGUCUAAAAGUAAUUUUAAGUGUUAAUAUGAAAUGUCAGAAGAGUUGACAAAAUAUAACUAUUUGUACAAAUAACCUGAACUGUUACACUAACAUACUCCAGGGAUGAAGGUGGGAGAAGCCUUUGAAGUCAUUAAUGAUUCAGAAUGUGGCAGUGACAAUCUCUAUUCAACAAAAAAUAAGGAGUAAAAUUAAUGAAAAUUACUUAGAGCUACUUAAUAUUUUUUUAGUAGACCUGCAUUCCAAUUUGCCACUAUAGGAGCCAUUUUAAAUGAAAGUUUUCCAAUUUAGUACACAAAUGUACUCUGAAAAGGGUUUUUUUUCUGGUUUUGUUUGCUUAUUUGUUUUGGGGGAUUUUUAUUUUUUUUUUAAACUUCUAAGUCUUUUUUUGUGGUUGCAAAAAAUAUUUACUAUUCUGGUGAUGGUAAUGCCUAAUGUGACAAAUAUGAAUUUAUUUAGGCUGCAGUCUUGCAAGAAAUUUUGUGUGGCUGAACCCACCUCUCAUAUGGCACCCCACUGCCAAUGGGAGGCUACAGGAGUGGGAAGAUGGAUGUACUUUCAUAGGAAAGCUUGCAGGACUGGGCUUGUUUUCUAUCACUUCAUAGAUAUAUACAACAUAGUUACACAGUGACAGUCAUCUACAAAGCUGUUUGACAACAGUUCCUGGUAUAGUAAAUUCCACCUGCUGUCUUCAGCCUCUGCAUUGAUGUUCAUCCAAAAAAAAAAAACCAACUUUCUUUUUUAUGAUAAUUAUUUAUUUAAGUACAAAGCAUCAAACUGUAGUAUAAUAAUCAUGGCAUUUUUCUGUUUCCUAGAAUGGAUAAUGGAAAUGUAUUUGUGCCUUUUGAUAGCAUGCCACUCUGCUUUAUUAAAGAAAAAUCUUCAAUGAUUUGUCUACAAAGCCUGUUUAAAAUAUUUGAAAGCUUUACCAUUACAUACUUUUCUGCUCAAAUAUAUUCAAACACUGAUCUAAAUUAAACUGGAGAUAAUAUUCUCAAGUCCUGUAAAAAUUCUAAACAGAAGAUUUGUGAAAAUCUCUUGAGGACACAGUUCUGGUGAGGGUCAUAGUGGGUGCAUUACUGCUGAAAAUAUUCAGGUGAGCACAUGGUGGGUUGGGUGUUGUAGAAGUGUGUUGACCAAUUUGUCAAGUGGAGGAGUCAGAUAGAAAGUCUCCUUACUUCUGUUUAGGUACUUAGACCUAAAAUGUUAACAUCUUUUCUCAAAUCUGAAAGAUGAAGUGGAGAAUAUUCCUGCCAUUUUACCUCCGGAGUAAAACUGCCAUGAGUAUUUGUUGCACAGUCAUUUGUGGCCUCAUUGUCUCUGUAUAGGCUGUCACAGGAAGUAAGAUCUUUGUAUGUAGAGUAAUUCAUGUGUCUGUUGGAUGACAUUUACUCCUGAUUAAAAGGCCUCUGAAAAGACUAUUUGCUGAAAAAGCUCAAGAUUGAGCAAAAUUGAUUUAUGGGAGGGGGUUGCUGAAAGUACUGCAAGAGGGACCACCGUGGAAUCUGAGUCUCACUGGGCUUUAAGACAUGAACUGAAUUCAGUGGGUCCUGAAUGUAAUUCAUCCAUCUCAGCAAGGCUCUACAUGUCCUUGGCUGAUCAAGUCACUUUAUUGAAUUGGAUUUCUAGGUGUAAGUGGAACUUAAAUGUUUUGCCAGGGGUUUGCUCACAUUGGCACAGAGGAGGUUUUUCUGUCAGGAGUUUAUACCUAUCAGGAACCACUGAUAAAAACAUCACAGUUUUAUUACUGUGCACCUAGGAAUGGGAGAAAAAAGCAAACCCAUCUCUCUAAAUAAUCAAUUGUGAUUGGGAUACUUCUUAGGUGAAGAUGGAACAUUCCAAGAAGUGAUAUUUUUUACUUAAAUCCCUUUGUUUCAGACGCUUUUGCUGAUCAGUGAAAAGCUACCAUGGUUAAAUAAAUAUUGGGGGGGGAAAAAUCCACCCCAUUUUCCAGAUUUUCUCAUUUGGUUUCCUGGAGUAUGCAGUCCACUUGACAGCGGUUCAGUAGUGGUAGGAGGAAACCACUUACUGUGUUUGAACUGAUCCUCAGUAUUUCCACUACAUAUAUAAAUGUCUUCUUACAUGAUUUUAUUUGAGCCUGAGCCCAAAAGAAGCCUUUCUAUUACAAAUUUAGCUUUGAAUCAGGUUCUGAGAAAUAAUCAGUCUGCCUUUCUUCUUAAUAGGUAUUGCAAGCCUUGUGAUGUUUGACUUCCAAAUUUGAAUAUUUGCCAUUUUUAACCCAGAGAAGUGAUUUUUUUUUUUUUUUUUUUUUUUUUUUUUGCCAAAUUUCUAUUGGCAGUUUUUAAGUCACAGAUGAGAUUGGGAGUGGGCAAGAUGACCUGAUUCCGUGCUGACAGAAUUCAGGAAAGCCAUUGCCAGAGAGAACAGAGGGUUCUGAUGCUAGAAUUUUCUCUCCCUGACAGCGACAGGGGAAAUGGGGAGCUACUGAGGCAAGAGAGGCUGCUGGAGGACAUUGCCAAAAGGCAGGGUACUGCAGGCUGUGAAAAGCAGGGAAGGAACAUUAACCCUGUUACAUGCUUUAUCUCGACUGUGUAAGGCUACAUUUUUCAACCUAAAACGCAGGGUUGGGACAAGGGUAAACAAACCACCGGAGUCUCUGUAGAUCAGUGACACACCUAUACAGCAGUCAGACCCCCUCGGAAAAUACUUUUGUUGCUUGUGAUGUAGAGCUCUCACUAAGAAUUUUGAACUUUUUAGACAAAGUUUAAGAGAAAAUAAAUACUAAAGAGCUUUCCCACUACAAUGAGCACUUGGUAUGUAUUUGUAUGCUGUGUACAGUGUAAGCUAAAGCAUACCAUAUAUUAUUUUUGUUAUUUCGCACAUCAGCAGCCCACUUGUAGUAUAUACCACCUGAAUUCUAUAUUGAUGAGUUAGCUACCACUGGAGCUAGUUUGUUUAUUGUUUAAAACCCUUAUGUCCCUAUGAAAUGCUGUGUAUAUAUAUAUAUCUCUAUACUGUAAAAAGAAGUAAUAUCGCAGAUGCUGGUUUUGUAUUUAUGAAAGACAUUGAAAGUAUGGCUUAAAGUAUAUCAAUUAUUUGUCACUCUUCACCAUUUGUAUAUUAAUAGUAAAGAUACUUUUACUUUAA
Pogoniulus pusillus (Red-fronted tinkerbird) is the source of this 9137-nucleotide messenger RNA. RefSeq names its product neural cell adhesion molecule 2 (gene NCAM2). The transcript has 18 exons. Gene Ontology annotation, cellular component: membrane. NCBI's taxonomy places the organism in Eukaryota, Metazoa, Chordata, Aves, Piciformes, Lybiidae. Gene Ontology annotation, molecular function: protein binding. Bases 88 to 2598 code for a protein of 836 amino acids. Gene Ontology annotation, biological process: cell adhesion. The record is from RefSeq and is a predicted model, not a curated record.